AUGAAGUUUGGGGGGAAGGGGAUGAUCCAGCUGAUGGUACUGCUAUACAAUUGGGUGUGGAAAAACGAGUAUACGCCAAGUAGAUGGAGAAAAGGAGUGGUUGUGAACUUGUUUAAGAAAGGAGACAAGACUGACCCAGGAAAUUACAGGGGGAUCACACUGCUGUUCAACACAGUAGGAAAAGUGUUCUGUAAGCUGCUGAACGAUAGGAUAGUGGGAGUAUUGGAGAGGGAACAUAGCAUUAGUGAGGGCCAGGCAGGUUUCCGCAAGAAGAGGGGGUGCGUAGACCACGUAUUCACGGUAGGAGAAUCAAGGUAG
Molecule: messenger RNA, 318 nt
Organism: Ectocarpus sp. CCAP 1310/34
Lineage: Eukaryota; Phaeophyceae; Ectocarpales; Ectocarpaceae
Source: the annotation of a GenBank genome assembly